AUGUCUGCAGCUUCCUUAUCUCAUAAGGGCAAGUUGGAAGAGAAAAUACACAGCAAAGACUCCUCGAACAAUAGCGAUGAAUCUAUCGAAUCCAUCGAUGCGCGAGACCUCCCCAUCACACGCGGUCUCUCCUCCCGGCACGCCCAAUUCAUCGCCCUCGGCGGCGCGAUAGGAACAGGCUUAUUCGUGAGCUCUGGCAAAACCCUCGCAACGGGUGGGCCAGCCUUGCUUGUCGGCAGUUACACCUUCAUGUCAGCCUUGAUCUAUCUAGUCCUCGUAUCUGUGACAGAGAUAUCCGCCUAUCUGCCUCUACCCGGAGGAACGAUGAAUUAUUACGGCAGUCGCUACGUCUCUCGAAGCCUGGGGUUUAUGAUGGGAUGGCUCUAUUUUUAUUCCUUUGCUAUCUUUGUCCCGUUUGAAUUGACUUCCUCGGCGAUGGUGAUUAAUUAUUGGAAUCCCGGCGUCAACAACGCUGUGUGGAUUACGAUCAUGUUGGUUCUUGUUAUUGGACUGAACUUGUUACCAGUGAAGUUCUAUGGCGAAUCUGAGUUCUGGUUCACGAGUAUCAAGGUCAUUCUGAUCGUUGGACUGAUCAUUCUCUCUUUCGUUUUGUUCUGGGGUGGUGGUCCCAGUCAUCAAAGACUCGGAUUCCACUACUGGAAGGACCCCGGUGCGGCAAAUACAUACAUUCUUGAUGGAGACGCAGGACGACUCGUGGCCCUCCUCGCAACGGUCAUAAGCAGCGUUCUCCCAUUCACCUUUUCCCCAGAGAUGAUCGUCGUGACAGCCGGUGAGAUCCGGUCCCCGCGAAAGAAUCUCCCUCGAAUUGCGCGAAACUUCUUCUGGCGCUUGGUCGUAUUCUACAUCGGUGGCACUCUCGCAAUCUCUGUGAUAUGUCCAUCUAAUGCCUCCGCUCUAACGAGUGGAGGCACCGGUGCAGCAUCCUCGCCCUGGGUCGUUGGCAUUCGAAAUGCAGGAAUUGCCGGUCUUGACAGUGUGAUCAAUGCCGGUGUUAUUACUGCCGCUUGGUCUUCGGGCAAUUCAUUCUUAUACUUGGCUAGCAGGUCUCUCUAUUCCAUGGCCCUGGAAGGGAAUGCUCCUCGGAUUUUCAAGAAGUGCACACGCCACGGAGUGCCCGUUUACGCUGUGGCUGUUAGCUCGCUUUUCUCCUUGCUGGCUUAUAUGAAUGUGAACUCGUCUUCGGCGAACGUCUUUGACUGGUUGAUGAAUCUGGUGAAUACCGGCGGUUUCAUUUCCUGGAUUUGUUGUGCAGUCAUCUAUAUUCGCUUUCGAAAGGCCUGCGAUGUCCAAAAUCUGCCUAGGGAACAGUUUAUCGCAAGAUCUCCCUUGCAACCCAUCGGUUCAUGGGUUACAUUGGUUGUAUUCACACUGCUGUGUUUAUUGAACGGGUUCACAGUCUUCUUUCCCUCCCAAUGGUCCACUGCAGACUUUCUCUCGGCUUACAUCGGUCUUCCCUUGUUUAUCGUUAUCUAUCUAGGCCAUCGCUUCUGGUAUCGACAUGAGCCGUGGGCGAUUGAGUCGCAUUUGGUUGAUCUACACAGUGGCCUUGAAGAAUUUCAGGAUGAAGAAGAAUGCGAGUUGACGACGGGGUCUUGGUGGGGUAGAAUGAUUUCAAAAGGGCCGUUCUCAAGGGUAUUAAAGUCGUCUCUCUUGCGAAAAACAAUGGCUGCCAGAUAA
Molecule: messenger RNA, 1698 nt
Organism: Penicillium cataractarum
Lineage: Eukaryota; Fungi; Ascomycota; Eurotiomycetes; Eurotiales; Aspergillaceae
Product: Proline-specific permease
Exons: 1
Coding region: 1-1698 (565 amino acids)
Biological process (GO): amino acid transmembrane transport
Cellular component (GO): membrane
Molecular function (GO): amino acid transmembrane transporter activity
Source: RefSeq, a predicted model, not a curated record